GGCCAGGCCUGGCUGCCUUCAGAACCCAUACCCGGCCGGCUUGCCCCACUUCAGGUUCGGGGAGAGAGGAAGGCAAGACAGAAGCAGGAGAUCUAACUGAUAAAGAGCCAGCCGGGAGAUAGAGGGAUCAGCAGACAGGAAAUUGAGGUGGCCCCGAUUGAUUCGGAAGUCAUUGGACCCAAGUCACACAGCGAAAGGACCUGGGGCCUGCCCUUCCCCUCUAAGCCAUGAUGAUUCUGCGAUUAAUCAUGCUUGCUCUGGUGACAGGGCAUGUAGGGGGAGAGACCAGGAUUAUCAAGGGGUAUGAGUGCCCUCCUCAUUCCCAGCCCUGGCAGGCGGCUCUGUUCCAGAAGACACGACUACUCUGUGGGGCAACGCUCAUCGCUCCCAAAUGGCUCCUGACCGCAGCUCACUGCCGCAAGCCCCAUUACAUAGUUCACCUGGGGGAGCACAACCUGCAGCGGCGGGAUGGCUGUGAGCAGACCCACACGGCCACGGAGUCCUUUCCCCACCCAGACUUCAACAAUAGCCUCCCCAACAAAGACCACCGCAACGACAUCAUGCUGGUGAAGAUGGCGACGGCGGCCUUCAUCACCAGGGCCGUGCGGCCGCUCGCACUGUCAUCGCGCUGCGUCACUCCUGGCACCCGCUGCCUCAUUUCCGGCUGGGGCACCACGUCCAGCCCCCAGUUGCACCUGCCCCAUACCUUGCGAUGCGCCAACAUCACCAUCAUCACGCACGAGGAGUGUGAGAACGCCUAUCCCGGCAACAUCACAGACACCAUGGUGUGUGCCAGUGUUCGGAAAGAGGGCAAAGACUCCUGCCAGGGUGACUCUGGGGGCCCUCUGGUCUGUGACGGGUCUCUUCAAGGCAUUAUCUCCUGGGGCCAGGACCCAUGUGCUGUCACCAGAAAGCCUGGUGUCUAUACCAAGGUCUGCAAAUACGUAGAUUGGAUCCAGAAGACUAUGGAGAAUAAUUAGCCAGCACCAGCUUACCACAGCCCAGCACCCCUGAUCCCUACUUGGUGAUGUGCCUCGUUCGCUCUGUUAAUAGGCAAGCCCAAGAGACGAUGCUGCCUUUGUAUCUUUUCUUUUCAGCCACCUUAACUAUGAGAUACACUGUAAUUUAAUAAUCAACUUGGGGUUUGGAAUUAAUGAGGCCUGGGUUCAAAUCCUGCCCUGUGCUAACUUGCGAUUCUUGAGAAAGAAGUGUUGUUUGGUUCACUGUUGUAUCCCCAGCCCCAAAGGCACUCACCAAGGUUUCAAUAAAGACUUACUGAG
Messenger RNA from Suricata suricatta (meerkat), 1280 nucleotides. RefSeq names its product kallikrein related peptidase 11 (gene KLK11). Gene Ontology annotation, molecular function: serine-type endopeptidase activity. The transcript has 6 exons. Gene Ontology annotation, biological process: proteolysis. Lineage: Eukaryota; Metazoa; Chordata; Mammalia; Carnivora; Herpestidae. The coding region runs from base 228 to 980 and encodes 250 amino acids. The record is from RefSeq and is a predicted model, not a curated record.